Molecule: messenger RNA, 1362 nt
Organism: Anopheles marshallii
Lineage: Eukaryota; Metazoa; Arthropoda; Insecta; Diptera; Culicidae
Product: senecionine N-oxygenase-like
Exons: 4
Coding region: 1-1362 (453 amino acids)
Molecular function (GO): flavin adenine dinucleotide binding; N,N-dimethylaniline monooxygenase activity; NADP binding
Source: RefSeq, a predicted model, not a curated record
AUGUCUUUUCAAAAAGUGAAUGUCGACAAGUGGGUAAAAAAGCAUCACAAAGUUUUCCAUCUUAUGGCUCCCUCUACUACUUAUUGCAUUAUCGGUGCUGGGCCUUCCGGUUUAUGCACCGCUAAACACGCAUUGACCUUUGAUCAUAACGCCACGGUGAAAGUGUUCGAGCAGUCUCAAAAAAUCGGUGGCCUUUGGGCGUAUUCUGAGAAAACCGGAAAGGAUGUGAACGGUUUGGACAUAACGUGUAUGUAUGCGAACCUUCGCACCAACCUCAUUAAACACGGCAUGGGAUAUCCGGACUACCCAAUCGACGAACAAGCUGGAACGUUCGUGACUAUCAGCGAUGUGAUAAAGCAGCUGGAGGGCUACGUUGAUAAAUUUCAAUUGAAAAAAUAUAUUUAUUUCCAACAUCAGGUUGUGCGUGUGGUUAGAAAUUUUGAAUCCAGUCAGUGGAACGUAUUGGUAAAAGACUUGGCUAGCGAUCAGUUCACUAUGCACCAAUUCGAUUUCGUUCUGGUGUGCAAUGGCCACUACAGUUCUCCGAUUGUACCAUCUUUUCCCGGACGGAGUAUAUUUCGUGGACGGCAGCUACAUAGCAAAGAUUACCGGCGCGGAGAAAAUUAUAGAGGUGAGCGCGUCCUGGUAAUUGGUGGAGGUCACAGUGGAAUGGAUAUUGCGCCCGACAUUGCAGUGUACGCUGAUAAAGUUGUCCUGAGUCAUCGUUGUAAAGUUCCGGUUCAUACCGGCGAUCAUGUAGUACAGAAGCCCGAAGUUGCGCGCCUAACGCUAACCGGUGCUGAGUUUGUGGAUGGCACAGAGGAGCAUUUCGACACAAUCAUCUACUGCACGGGGUAUCGCUAUUCGACACCAUUUCUCUCCGUAGAUUGCGGAGUAUCGCUCCACGACAAUGCCAUCAGUCCCUUGUAUUAUCACUGUAUUAACAUCAAUCAACCGACUAUGGCCUUUAUCGGGUUGCCAUUCAAUGCAUGUCUAAUGCUAAUGAUGGAUCUACAAGCCAGAUUUUGCAUGACCUUCUUCAGUGGUCAGAAACCGUUGCCGAGCAAGCAAGAAAUGCUGGACGCAUGGCAACAGGAUCAAGACGAACGAAAGGUGCGUGGAUUAACCGGUAAACUAACGCAUAUGCUGGCUGGCGAUUUACAGCAACGAUACUACGAUGAUGUCGCACACAUUGCCGGUAUCGAAUCUCUUAAACCGGUGCUAGCCAAAAUGCAUGCUGAUUGCAUCAACAGUAAAAAUGAGGAUGUUAAUUUUCGCAACUUUGACUAUCAUAUCAUUGAUGACGAAAACUUUAUAAAAGUAAAGAUACCCCCGAAAUCGGUAUCCUCAAGUAUUGCUUAG